UAGUCAUGGAACAACAUUUUGAAGCCACAAAACUGUUCCACUCUAGCCAUAUGUUGAGCACUUCGUAUUUAGUAGCAAUACGAUAUUUGCCAAACUUUUCUUCAAUAACCAUUGCUAGAAGAUUAGCUACAUCUUCACGUCCUUGGGCCACUGAUGGUAUAGAUACCAGAACACAGUCACCUACUUUUAAAGAAAGAGGGAGUAUGCCGUUACAUCUAGUUACUAUUCUGUCCGCUUGGAGCUUUUAA
Molecule: messenger RNA, 248 nt
Organism: Cinara cedri
Lineage: Eukaryota; Metazoa; Arthropoda; Insecta; Hemiptera; Aphididae
Source: the annotation of a GenBank genome assembly